AUGGAUUUCAUGAAGACCACUUCUCUGCGUGCACUAAUUGAGUUAACUUUCCAACGCAAGUGGAACGGCCUCAUUUGGAUGAAUAUAAAAGGAGUUAUAGCCAAAAUAGCGAAGACUGGUCCGAGCGGCUCUAUCGAGAAAUGGCGGCCAAGCCGUGCAGAACGGCCGGCCGAAGAACGAAUGUUUCGCGGUCGGCCAAAGUCCAAACCAUCCGUCCAAGCCUCGUCCGAGCACACGUACCGACCCGGGAAGCAAUGUCCCGCGGUCGGCCAAGUCACGAUCAUUCAAGACGAUGCCGCGCACGAUCAUGCUGCCGGGAAGCAACGCCUCGUGGCCGUGCGGCUUGUCUCACGUACCAUGGCCGAUCGCGCCGUCCGAUCAGGAAAGCCGCGCCCUACGCUCGACCAAGAAACAUCGGCCAAGCCCUUCAUCCGGCCGACCACGAAACCUAUCGGCCACGACCGUUCCGAUCGUGCCGAUAGCGACCAUGACCCGAUAAUCCGGCCGAUCGUCCCGACCGACUGUCCGAACGCCGCGGUCGACCCAAAGCCGUUUUUGAAGCCCGAUUUGCACAAUUCAAGCCCAAUGCCGGCGCCGACUUAUCAAGAUUAG
Molecule: messenger RNA, 612 nt
Organism: Microthlaspi erraticum
Lineage: Eukaryota; Viridiplantae; Streptophyta; Magnoliopsida; Brassicales; Brassicaceae
Source: the annotation of a GenBank genome assembly